UGGCCACAAACGGACCACAGUGCGGCGCCAGACACGGCCAGACCACAUAUUGGCCCGCUACAGUCUGCUGGCCUGGACCAGACCAAAAGCUACAGCAACAGCUACGACAGCUACAGCUACAAAAAUGUUCGUAAAAGCCACUUUGGCUUAAAGCGUAUUGUGGUUGACGCUGACGCAGACGCAGACGCAGAAGCUGGCAGCGCUGCCUGAAAGAAAACCAGCAACGAACCAACGAACCAACGAACCACUCUUACUUACUUUGGCCAGAGACGCUUUUCAUUUCUUCAGUCUGUUAACGGCAUGCCAACGAUGCAGACGCGGCGCAGCUCCAGCUAUUCGGCAAAAACUUAACUCGAACUCUAACUGAAACCGAACUUAAACUGUAACUUUAAACUGUAACUGCAACUGUAACACAGUGGUGCCCAACGACAUUCAUUUGCACUGCUCCUCCGUUAACUGAAAGUGCGUGCGCUUCCUGCCGGAUGCCAUUCCGUGUCCCUCGGCUACGCUACCAUCAAAGUGUUUGUUCAAAGUGAAAUUCAAGCGGCAGCGAAAGGAGAAGCUCAACAGAUUUAUAUUUUGAUUUAAUAUCGUUCGCGUUUCCCCUCUGGUGCUGCUGAUCUGCAAAUUAGUAUAAAUUAAAAGCAGUAAUUGAGUUUUUGGCAAAGUGAAAGAGAAGCCACCACCAGCACUAAGCGCUGCCCGCUGACUGACGCAGGAAGGAGAGCGCUACCACUCAACGCUGCUGCUGCCGCUGUUUAUGUCAUAUGAAGCUAUGAAGCGAGGCAUGCAACUUACUGCCACCUGGCUGUGCCUACUGGCCACAGCCGCCACCUUUGCCCGGGCCCAGGAAUCGUCAGCCAAGUGGUCGCGCCAGCUCGAGAAUGCGCCCACCUCCGAUACGGAUUCCCUGGACUGGAUACCACUCGCCCAGCCGCUGGACGGAAGCGGCGCCGGAAAGGAUCGCUCCGGCAAUGGUCGAGUGCUGACCUACUCGCAGACGUUUCCACCCAGCGCCCGGUUCGGCGAUCUGACCAAGCCAGGCCUAUCCCCCGGAUCACAGUUUGAUUUCUCGUACCCGUUCCCAAGGUAUUCGAAUGGACAGGACGGACAGGGACAGGCGCUGCCUCUGCGUCAGGGACCACCGCCAGCGCUGAAGACGAACUCCGGCCAGGAGCCCACAUCGCAGUCGUUCUUCAAGUUCGAGAUGCCCUUCCACAGCAACGAGGCGGGUCAGGCACAGUCGCCGCCCACUCUGCAGACGGGCUACCAGAUCCAGCACACCUUUGGCGGCGGUCUGCAGGCCCCAUCCUCGCUGUUCAGCCCCCCCUCGCUGUUUGGCCAGCAGCAGGCACAGCCCUUCGGCUCCGAGUUCCAUACCCUGGCGCAGAAGCCGCUGAACAAGCCGCUUCGUCAGCAAAACUACAUCCAGGACAUUCUGCCACCCAAGUCCCAUGCCAAGCCGACGCAGCCCUCGCUGCAGAGCGUCACGCCUCAGGUAUUUCCACUCGACCCCGAGCCAGAGUCGAUCUUUGGGCUGAAUAAGGCGGCGCCCUCAUCCGCUCCAGCCUCGAGUGGAGGUCAGCAGCAGCAGCAGCAGCAGCAGGAGGUGCAGCUGCUGUACGUGCCCUACGACACGCUGUACAACCAGCAGCGACAGCAGUCUGGCCAGUCCAGGCCAAGUUCUUCCAGCUCCAACUUUGAGGUUAACAAGUUCAAUGUGAAUCCAGGACUUCCUGCCGUCAAUCCCUACCAGAUCAACCAGUUCUACACGCAGGAUCCCAACGCGGACAGCGACUUCUUCAGCUCGGGAACCACCGCUCGACCAAGCACCACCUCCACCAGCCAGCCGCACAGCAUUUUCCAGAGCUUUGGCCAGUCCCUGUCCCUGUCCCAGCAGCAGCCACAGCCACAGCCGCAGCCGCAGGCACAGACGCUGUUCUCCACCGCCAAGCCCAAGCCGAAGGCACACCAGCCACCGCUGGCCAUGUUCCUGCUGCGCUCCAGCUCCCGGCCCUCGCAGUCGGAUGUGGUGGCUGCCCUGCGCAGUGCCCACAGCAUUUCCGUGAUCGAUUCGCCCACGAAACAGACGCCGGAGAUCUUUGUGGGACCCGCUGGCAUGCCCAUACCCGAUGGCUAUGUGAAGUUUGAUCUGCCGUAUUUGUCGCAGCUGGCCCAGACACGUGACCUCAGCGACGUCUCCUUCUUUGUGGCACCGCUCAGCUAUCGCACACCGAACGGAUUCAACAAGAUCCUGCUGCCCGAGCCGCAUGUGGGUUCCAUUGUGGUCAACCGCGCCAAGGACUCCGUUCCGGUGCAGACUCAGCCACCGCCACAGCGUCAGCAGCGUCCGUAUGCAGCCGUGAGCAGCACGCGCAAUCCUUUCGAGACCACCACCCAGACACAGGCACAGCAGGCACAGGCACAUCAGGCACAGUCACAGCAGGCACAGCAAUCGCAGAAAUCGGGAGCUCCUGUGCGCGGCAACAAGUUCAGCUACUAUUACGUGCAGGAUGGCAUCCAGGAGGUGAGCUCUCCGAAGAUUCCCGCCAAGCAGGAGCGCCACAAGAAGAAGCGACCCCAGAACGUGCAGGUGGAGCAUCAGCAGCAGCAGCAGCCCAUCUACCGUCCAGCCACCAAGACGCAGAACCCCUUCGACACGCUCAAUCAGAUCGGAGGCGAUGACUUCUUCAAGUCGCUGACCAACAAGCCCACCACAACUAGCUCCACCUCCACCAGCACAACAUCGACCACGUCCUCGACCACUUCCACCACGGCGGCGCCCACACAGCCCCUCUUCACGUAUAGCACCCGGCCGCAGGUGGAAUUCCCCGGCGCCAGUGGCCACCUGUAUCCCGAGUACCUGCAGCCCGUCCAGGAGCAGCAGCCGCGUCUGACCACGCGUCCGCCGACGGCCACCACAGUGGAGGAGGAGAACCGCAUGAAGCAGUACUUCCGGCAGCAGGAUGCCUUCCGCCAGCGUCCGCUCACCACGAUUCCGCCCGCCUUCGAGCAGGUGCAGUACACGCCCAGCGCACCCGACUACGAGGUGCCCACGACGCAGAGGAUCAAGAGCAAGCAUCGCGUGAACAUCUACACGCCCGCAGCGGUGCCCGUGACCACCUCGGAUGUUGGCUACCAAGUGGAGCAGGAGCAGGCACAGGAGCAGGCACAGGCGCCGCUGAACCACAGGCCCAGCUACAACCAAGUGCAGAACGAGAUUCUGGAUAACAGCAACGUGGACUACGAGCCGAACCCCUACCAUGUGCCCUCAGAGCUGCCGGCUCUGACGCCGGACAUUCCCGGACUGGUCAACAAUCUGCAGGAGAAGGACAAGCUCCAGCCGGGCACAACGAUCACGCCACAGAGCGAGCCAGAGAACCCAGAGACGCGUCCCACUCGCCGUCCACUGCUGCGCACCCGCAAACCGGCCGUGUCCAAGGUGGUGACCACCUCGUCCGUGUCCUACUCCGAGUCCGAGUCAAGCGGAAAGGUGCCGCAUCGCAUCCGUCGACCAUAUGGCAACCGAGGCACUGCAGCCGGAACCGCCUCCACCACGGGCAGCGGUGACCAGGGAGAGGACUCUGCGGCGACACCGACACCGACCCGACGACCGACCAGCGCCCGGAAUCCGCUCAUCCGCAAUCCCAAUCGCAUCCGCUACAGGCCCACCACCGAGGAGCGCCACACGCUGAAGGUGAAGACCAGGAAGGGCUCGAAGAACGGCCAGCGCGAGGACCAGGAUCUGGACUACCAACGGGACGUGCUCAAGCAGAACUAUCCGGUGUUCAAGGGCACCUCCUCGGCACCCUCACGCCGGCCCACCAGUCCCACGGCCAUUCCCAGCUCCUACGACUUCCAGGCCACCACCGAAGGCCCGGCAUCGGAGUCCCAGCAGGUGUACACGGUGACGCCCAGCAACAGCAUCGACAGCGCCAGUGAGCAGGGUUCGAGGUUCCCCAACAGCCUGCUGGAGCCCAUGCAGAUCGCCCAGCAUUAUCAGGAGUUCUCCAAGGACAACUACGGGCCGGGCUACUUCCCCAAUCAGGAGGAUCUCACGCCCACCGAGGGCAUUGUCCGCAAUGAGGUGAGUCCCAUCUACACCACCCUGGCGACCACAACCCCCUCGACCACCACGACCAGCACACCGGCAACCACUGAGGCAGCGCCCACGACCACAACGCGUCGCUCACCCUUCGUGCGCCGCAACUAUCCCAGGCUGAGGACAACCACCACAACGGAGCCGCCAGUGACCAGCACCACGCCCUCGGAGGAGCGUCCUUCCAUCCGAUCUCGCCUGCCGCCUCGCCGUGUGGUCAAGGUGCGUCAGCGUCAGCGGCGUCCAGGCCAUCCCGCCUCCUCCACUGCGGCACCCGAAGAGGAAGUCCAGGAGCCAGCUACUAACCAGAAGCCAAAUCUCCGCAAGCUGAGCCGCUACAACCAAGAGCCCAAGGAAAAGGAGACUCCCAUCACCCAGCGGCGUCGCUAUAAGCAGCCAUUCCAGCUGGAGGGCCAGGAGUCGCAGUGGUCGCCAUCCUCGGAUAUAUCCAGCAACAGCAACAACAAUGCCAACGCCAACACCAACGCCAAUGCCAACAGCUUCAAGCCACUGAAUCCCAAGUACAAGACAGAGGCGCACAGCUUUGAGAACGAGCCAGAGAUCGUGACUGUGGGACCCACAGAGCAGCCGGAGACGUACGAGUUCAACGUAGCUGCGGAUCUGGGCGGAUCAGCGGCGCAACGCACCACCACCCUAAAGGCGCCCAACCUGAAGCCAGAGAAAUCCUUUGCUGAGCUGCUUGAGGAGGUGAUGGGCAAGGUGCCCGAGGAACUGGCCACAGAAUCACCCAACAGCAGCAGCACCACCACCAGCAUUGGCAGGCUGAACAGGCGUGGCAAAUGGAAGAAGAGCCGUGUGACUAGUGGCUCGGACAAUGGCGAAAACUUCGAGACGGCCGAGUCCCAGAAUCUGGGACCACAGCUGUACAAUGCCCUGCAGGCGGCGACCAGCGAGAAGGAGGAGCAGCAGCCGAAGACCACCACACCGCUGGCACCAGCAGCCACCGAGGCGGAGACAGCAGAAGCGAUAGUCACUACCACGGCUGCGUCCCCCACCACGCCAGAGGAGUAUGAGGUGACCACCGCCAGGGCCUUGGAGGAGGCAACCAUGGCAUCGACGCUGCCCAUGGAGACGCUGGAGAGUGCCACGCGUCGCAUGGAUACCGCUGCGGAUGUGGAUGUAGAUGGGAUUGCGGAUGCGGAUGGCGACCUGGAGACACAGCCCAGCCUCUUCUCGGAGGUGAAGAAACAGCUGCACGAUCUGUUUGCCAUCGAAGAGAGCGAGGACGAGGCGGUGAACGCUGCACUGGCUGCCGUGGGCAAGCGUCGGCAGGAGUACACGAGCAUCAAGCGCACCACUCCAGCCACGUCCACGGACAAAACGACUCUCUCGCCAGCGGACGCUGAGCCGACAGCCACCACCGCCACCACCACAGCAACAGAAGAAGGUGCUUCGGAGGGCAGCAAAGACAACUUCCACAAGGACCUCAUGGAGCAUGUGGUGUAUGCCACAUCCACAUCGACCAAAGUCACCUCCGAGACGGAGAUCUGCUAUCGCGGACGCUGCAUACGGUCCGAGGAUCUGCCCGCCAACCACAAACUGCACUGAGCUGAGCUGAGCACCCCUCCGGCAGAGCACGGUGGACAUGGACUCUGCAUGUAUAUAAGGGCAGACGGGAUACGGAUCGGUAUGGCCAGGUGCCAGGGCCAGGGGCAGGGGCAGGGACGAGCGAGGACGGACAGGCAGCCACCUUAACGGGCGGCGCUAGUCAGCAGAGCGCCUCAUCCCUCACCAGAAGCACAAGCCGUAUCCAGAUGUAAUUAAUUAGCUUUAACUACAAAUAUGUUCAUAAGGAUAAGCAGAUCGAUGGAUGGAUGGACGCCCAUUCGCACUGACGAGGAGAUUAGGCCCGAAAGCUGUAGAAGUUCUUUGGAUAAGAUGAAUAUUUAGCAGAAGACACUUUGGAAUGAGGCUUAGAAAUUACACACCUGAAAUGCUUAUUCCUAUCAAAGAACUUCUUUAGGCUUAUCCUGCUGAUCCUUGCGAGUGUUUCCCUGGAUAUGUAUAUCGUAAUCCCGCUUAGAGAAUUUAGUGCUUAGAUCAUAGAGUUAGCAUAAUGUCAGGAUAGCACAUAGCCAGCAUAAGUCUUGUACCAUACAACAUUGUGUACUAACAAAUACCAAUACAGAUACCAGAUACCAAUAAAAAAUAAAACAACGAAAAAUA
Molecule: messenger RNA, 6286 nt
Organism: Drosophila obscura
Lineage: Eukaryota; Metazoa; Arthropoda; Insecta; Diptera; Drosophilidae
Product: flocculation protein FLO11
Source: RefSeq, a predicted model, not a curated record